Molecule: messenger RNA, 2068 nt
Organism: Neurospora crassa OR74A
Lineage: Eukaryota; Fungi; Ascomycota; Sordariomycetes; Sordariales; Sordariaceae
Gene: crp-15
Product: 40S ribosomal protein S7
Exons: 3
Coding region: 140-748 (202 amino acids)
Biological process (GO): ribosomal small subunit biogenesis; rRNA processing; translation
Cellular component (GO): small-subunit processome; 90S preribosome; ribosome
Molecular function (GO): structural constituent of ribosome
Source: RefSeq, a predicted model, not a curated record
CGAGCCCUAAGUCUUGGCGUGUCUCCGCAACUUGGGACCCAUCCAACUUUUCUUACCCGCAGUCCAUCACGACGGCCGCCUUGAGACUCUUGCAAUCGACGACGACCGACCGAUCGACCCGAUAUCGACAAUCGCCAAAAUGUCUGCCCCUCAGCUCAACAAGAUCGCGGCCAACAGCCCCUCUCGCCAGAACCCUUCUGAGCUUGAGACCGCCGUCGCUGGCGCCCUCUACGACCUUGAGUCCAACACUGCCGACCUCAAGGCUGCUCUCCGCCCUCUGCAGUUCGUCUCUGCCCGCGAGAUCGAGGUUGGCCACGGCAAGAAGGCUAUUGUCAUCUUUGUCCCCGUCCCUUCCCUGCAGGGCUUCCACCGCGUCCAGCAGCGUCUCACCCGUGAGCUCGAGAAGAAGUUCUCUGACCGCCACGUCCUGAUCGUCGCUUCUCGCCGUAUCCUCCCCCGCCCCAAGCGCUCCAGCCGCUCCCGCAACACCCUCAAGCAGAAGCGUCCCCGUUCGCGCACCCUCACUGCCGUCCACGACGCCAUCCUCACCGACCUCGUCUACCCCGUCGAGAUCGUUGGCAAGCGUCUCCGUGUCAAGGAGGACGGCUCCAAGACCCUCAAGGUUAUCCUUGACGAGAAGGAGCGCGGCUCCGUCGACUACCGCCUCGACACCUACUCCGCUGUCUACCGCCGCCUCACUGGCAAGAACGUCCUCUUCGAGUUCCCCCUUGUCUCCGCUGAGUACUAAACGGUGCACGCAAUGGGCGUUUGAGUGUCUGGGCUGGAGCACUCCAAGGGUGAUUAUUGGGUUAGGGCUCAGAUGAUAUUCGGGUUCGGUUCUCUUGCAAUGCAUGCCUGGCAGUACAAAAGGAACGGCGUCUAGCUAGCUUGUCUCUGGAAAAAGGGCAGGCAUGGGUUUCCCCCUACUACCUGUUAUCCCUUGUGUUGUGCACCAUCAAUGCCAACAUUCAAAUACUACUGCGUUAUGGAUUGUGGGAUACAUCUUGUCCAUAUUAGCGAUCAUGUGCUCGUCGCGUGUGUCCCUCGCCUUUUGUGUUUGUCCUGCAAUUUCUAUGGUCAUUACAUGCUUUUGAACGCCGUCAUACAUAUCAUAACCUUGAACCGUGCCUUCAAUCGUAAACAUCAUUACUUGACUCUCUUACCCCCUUAAAGGCAAUAACUCAUUUUAUCAUGACCGCUCACAGAUCCCGUCUCACAACGUCCUUGCAACCCUCCCCAACCCCAGCACACACCAAUAAGCCAACUCCCUCUUCUCCUUUCCACCAUCCUUAUUUCCCCCCUUUGUGCUACUCAACCCAGGCAUGAUCUCAUCCUCUGGUGCCUCCGCCUCCCACUCGAUCCUGACAAACAUGGGUAUCUCCAGCACAUCUUCAUCCUCCUUGAUCGGUCCCCUUCCAUCCCUCUUGGCCGUCUGCACCAGACUGGCGGGUAUCACCUCAAUCACAAUACUCGUCCAGUUUCUUCCCCUCUCCCACACCUUGCCUACUUCCGGUCCCAACUCCUCCCCCGCCAGACUUGCGCCCCCCGCCGUGCCCGGCCGCAAAGUGCCUGCGCGUUUACGACCACCUGGGCCUGAACCUUCGGGCCCUGUGGAGCUGGAGAGGUUUUGAGCUUGAGAAGAGGAAGAUGUGGCGUUGUUAUCUUUGAGCGCUUCCUCCCAGACGUCCGUGUUGGAGUCUAUUUCGAAUUGAGGACAGAGAAUGGUGACUUUGGCAGGGAAUCUGCCGGGGGUGGUGGCUGGUGUGGCCAAGGUAACUCGCACCGAUUCGAAAAUGGGGUUCUUGAAGGUGAGCACGAACUGGGCCGGCUUCAGAGGUUCGAUGGUAUCCGGUGGUAGGUUCGGCAUUGGUGGCGGGGUCAGGCCGGGGAUGAUCAGCUGCUUGAUGGUGAUGGUCGGAAUGUAGUUACCCGCUAUCAAACGAAUGCGGAAGCGUGUCGUGGUCACUUUGCUCUCGGGCUUGCUGAUGAUGUGGCGGCACUGCGGGCAGCGCUUGGAACGCUUCGUGCGCAGGAGGUAGGGGAUCGGACGCAGCGACGAGGUGAAGCG